Molecule: messenger RNA, 2332 nt
Organism: Pisolithus orientalis
Lineage: Eukaryota; Fungi; Basidiomycota; Agaricomycetes; Boletales; Pisolithaceae
Product: peptidase S8/S53 domain-containing protein
Exons: 12
Coding region: 176-1975 (599 amino acids)
Biological process (GO): proteolysis
Molecular function (GO): tripeptidyl-peptidase activity; serine-type endopeptidase activity
Source: RefSeq, a predicted model, not a curated record
UGCGAACCCUCCGCUUAUGGUCAUUCGUAGAAUGUAGUACUUCGCUUCUAAUUAAAAUAACCAUUAUUUAUAGGUUCCCCGCAUCGGGCGGAUAUAAAAAGGCGUGUACGCCGGCCCUGCUCAAAUGCCAUUCGCCUGACGUUCGGCUGGAGCAGGCCCUUCACUAACUCCUACAAUGAGGUCUCUGUCCUUACUGCUGCUUCACCUUGUGGUGACACUGGCAAACGCUACUUCCUACAAGGACUGCCAAUUCAAGAUCAAGGAAAGCAUCGUUGCGCCACCGCGUGGUUGGGUCGAACACGCUCCUGCUCCCCCGAACCAUAUCCUGGAACUCAGGAUCGCUCUUCCCCAGCCAUACUUCCCCCUUCUGGAGAAACACCUCUGGGAAGUUAGUGACCCGACUCAUAAACGCUAUGGUGACUACCUGUCGAAGGAGGAGACCGAAGUUUUUUUGGCCCCAUACCCUUACACCGUCGACACCGUCAGCGAGUGGUUGGCCUCCUACGGCAUUUAUGAGGAACAUCUCUUUCGUUCAUCUGCCCAAGACUGGGUCACUGCUCGCGUUCCCGUCAGCCUAGCGGAGGAGAUGCUCGAUACUAAAUACUACAUCUACCGUCACUCAGAGACGGAUGAAUAUAUCGUCAGAACCACAAGCUAUAGCCUACCGGAAGUCUUGCACGAGCACAUACAAUUCAUACAGCCAACUACGAUGUUCGCUCGGUUCAAAGCGUUCAAGAGUACUAUGCACUGGACGACAGCCCCAUCAGUUGAUGUUAUCACCGGCGAUACUAUCAUAGGUCCUGCUGGAAACCAGAUCGAUGCCAGCUGCAACCAAACGAUAACCCCUGCAUGCCUGCGGCAGCUGUAUAAUGCUGUUGGUUAUGAGACCUCUGCAACUAACGGCAACCAGAUAGGAAUCACUGGCUAUCUCGAGCAAUACGUAAACAAUGACGACCUACAGCAAUUCUUCGAAACGUAUGCUCCUGCUGCCUGUGGGUCAAACUACACACUGGUUUCUAUCAAUGGUGGCCAGAAUAACCAAAGCGUUGCAGCAGCUGGGGAGGAGGCAAACCUAGACUCUCAGUACGCAUUUGGAUUGACCUACCCUACCCCCGGAACGUUUUAUACCACUGCGGGCUCUCCACCUUUUGAUCCCGAUGCACGUACUCCAAACAAUACCAACGAACCAUAUAGUUAUUGGUUGGAAUACGUGCUCUCAGCAGAGAACUUGCCCCAAACGAUAUCUACUAGCUAUGGCGACGACGAACAGACCGUCCCCGAGUCGUAUGCGAAUCGUGUGUGCACCGGAUUUGCUGCACUUGGCGCACGUGGUGUCUCCAUUACGUUCUCUUCCGGUGAUAUAGGUGUUGGAGACGGUGACCCCAACCCAGAAACUCAGAAAUGCUUCAGUAACGACGGUCGGAACGCCACGAUGUUCAUCCCAACGUUCCCAGCUGCUUGCCCAUACGUCACAACCGUCGGCGGCACCGCUCACAUACCCGAAACUGCUGCGUCGUUCUCUUCUGGAGGAUUCAGCAAUUAUUUCUCCCGUCCUUCUUACCAAGACGAAGCAGUUUCCGAAUACCUGUCAAAACUUCCUCCGGGCACAUAUGAGGGCUUGUAUAACCCAGAUGGGCGUGCUUAUCCUGAUGUCUCUGCCCAAUCGGAAUGGUUCAUGAUAGCUUAUCAGGGCAAGUUUACGUACAUUGGGGGUACCUCAGCAUCUAGCCCAACCUUUGCUUCGAUCACUUCCAUGUUGAACGAUGCGCGCAUUAGUGCGGGGAAGAAGAGUCUCGGUUUCCUGAACCCAUGGCUCUACUCCGCGGGCUAUGCAGGGUUGAAUGAUAUCACCACGGGCAAUAACCCGGGGUGCGGUACGGAGGGCUUUAAUGCUACUACCGGUUGGGAUCCAGUCACUGGACUUGGAACACCGAAUUUCGAGAAAUUAAAAGAGCUCGCUUUGCAGCUCCCAUGAUGUAAUAUCAUGGAGAACACUAAUUGCAGUAACAGACACUUUCUUUGAGGUAGUCACUAUCAGAACUGCAUUAUUACCAACUUAUCGCGAGCGGACCAAUAAUAGAUAUAAGGACUGGUACAUAUUCUGACAGUUAUCUUCGCAUCCUCUUCUUAAAUCUUUCCAUAACCUGAGGGAAAGUAUUGAGUGGCAGGUAAAAAGGUCAACACAACGUUCUACGUACUAUAUCAUCUGUAGCCAUCUGUGGCCGGUCGUUACGGGGUCGGCGCUCCUCUGGCACAGGCAACCCCAUAGCCUGCAACUUCGCGUUUCUCAUGAUUUCCGCAUCAGACUUCUGCUUGAUGUGCGGACGGUAGA